Spodoptera littoralis (African cotton leafworm) is the source of this 1572-nucleotide messenger RNA. The record is from the annotation of a GenBank genome assembly. NCBI's taxonomy places the organism in Eukaryota, Metazoa, Arthropoda, Insecta, Lepidoptera, Noctuidae.
AUGAAUAAAUGGACUUUAAUAAUAUUAGGCUUAGUAUUUCUAAGCAAUGUUUGUGCAUACAAAAUACUCGUGGCGUUUCCCUACCCGGGGAAAUCUCAUUCUAUUUUAGGAGAAGGAUAUGUAAGACAUUUAUUGGAAGCCGGUCAUGAGGUCACUUACAUUACUGCACAUCCAUACAAAAAACCUCACCCGAAUCUUAAACAAGUUGUGAUAGCAUCAGUCAUCGAUAAAUUCGAGUUUGCACAAUCAUUAGAUUUCAAGAAGAUGCUGUCAAAUGAGGUAGAUUUCAAAGAUAUGUUUGGUAUAUAUGAACUUAUGGUGGUAAUUGCAAACAGAUCCCUCACACAUGAGAACGUACAGAAAUUCAUGAUGGAUCCCAAUGAGAAAUUCGAUUUGGUUAUUGCUGAAUGGCUGUACCAUCACUUGUAUGCUGGAUUCGCAACUAUCUUUAACUGCCCAUACAUAUGGUCGUCGUCAUUGGAACCUCACCCAGUUGUCCUGGAUUUGAUUGAUGAGGUCGGCAACCCGGCUUACUUCCCCGAUCACAUGUCACCGAUCACACCACCGUUUACUUUUAUGGAGCGUAUCAGUGAACUUUGGAACCUAAUCUAUCUGUACCGAGUGUUGUGGUCUGUAAGAGAUACAGAAGAAAAAGCAUUCAGAGAUUCCUUUGGUGCUGCUGCAGCAAAACGAGGAAUCACUUUACCGGCCUUGUACGAUCUAAAGUACAAUAGUUCUAUGAUGUUGGCUAACUCCCAUUAUUCAUUAGGUGAUCCUCAGAGGUUGCCAGCAAAUUAUGCUGCCAUUGGAGGAUAUCAUAUAGAGGAUGAGAUCCCACCAUUGCCGAAGGACUUACAAAAGAUUAUGGAUAGUGCCACUGAUGGAGUUAUCUACUUCAGUAUGGGGUCCAUGGUGAGGAGUGAAACUUUGCCCAUGGAACUGAAAAGACAAUUAUUAGACGUCUUCUCAAAAUUGAAACAGACAGUCAUUUGGAAGUUUGAUGGAGAUCUAGAAAAUGUGCCUAAAAAUGUCCACAUGGUAAAAUGGGCACCACAGCCAAGUAUUUUAGCGCAUCCAAACGCCAAAAUAUUCGUCACCCACGGUGGUCUGCUUUCGACAACAGAAACUAUACACUAUGGAGUUCCUAUUAUUGGCAUACCGUUAUUCUCUGACCAGUUCCUAAACGUCAAAAGAGCAAUCCGAAAAGGUUUUGCUUUGGAAGUCCCAUUAGGAUAUGAUACACCAGCAAAACUGGAUAUAGCUAUCCGAGAAAUUUUGUCAAACCCUAAAUACCGUGAAAAGGUUAAAGAAUUAUCCUUUAUCUACCACCAUCGGGAGACAAAGCCUGGUAAAACCCUCGUACACUGGAUUGAGCAUGUCAUAGAAACCAAGGGUGCUCCUCAUCUGCGUUCACCAGCUCUUCAUGUUCCACUUUAUCAAAAACUGUACUUAGACCUUUUAGCUUUAAUUAUACUUGGACUUGUAAUUAUAAAAUGUAUUGUCAAGUCACUGUUCUGUUCAAAAAGUGAAAACAAGAAGAAAGGUGAAGAUAAAAAGAAAAAGAGAAGUUGA